AUGGCUGACAGCAACGAAGAAGUGGGCGAGGAAAAAGUUUUCUUCACAGUCGGUGGCUUACCGAUCGAAGAGAGGGUGGUUCGAUGGUUGAUGUAUUUUGCGUUCGUUCUGGUAAUCCUGCGUAUAACUGGGUUGGUUAUCAAGCUGUUUUACCCGAUGAUAUCGCCUCCGUUUAUGCACAGGUUUGCAAAGAAGUACAAUCGCCAGAUGGGCCAUGUCAAAGCGCUACUCUUUUCUGACUUGGCGCAGAUCAAAGCAAAGAAUGGCGGAAAACUGACCAUUCUGGAAAUCGGUGCAGGAAGCGGUGCUAAUUUUGAGUUCUACCCGAAAGGAACGAAGGUGAUCGCAAUCGACCCGAAUAAAAACUAUCAAUCGUAUCUGGAAAGCAACGUUAAAAACUCGCAGGCGAAGCUGGAAGCAUUCAUAGUUGGGAGAGGGGAAAACCUUUGCGAUGUUAACGAUAACUGUGUACCAGUUGUCGUGUCUACACUCGUCAUGUGUGUGGCUAACGACCCUGAAGCGUAUGUUAGAGAAAUAAAACGCGUUCUCAAACCGGGAGGAAAGUUCUACUACAUGGAGCAUGUGUCAGCUUCUAAGAAUAGCUGGACUCAUUUACUUCAACGCCUGAUGAAUCCUUUUUGCUCGUUCCUGUCCGGGGAAAAAUGCGUCUUAACUCGGAAAACAUGGCAGUAUAUCGACGAAGCAGGGUUUUCAAGGCUUGAGUACAGUCGCUUCUCAGCUCCUUUGUCACGACAUUCACAGUGCAGAAACCACACUUAGUUGGAUUUGCUGUCAAAUAGAUCAUGCAGAGACUGUAUUUUUGCUGCAUUUAUUACGGUGAUAGCAGGGGGUUCUUAUCAUUUAUAAGUAUUUUACAAAUACUGAAAUAAAAAAAAGAAAUAUUACUUGUUAUUAA
Messenger RNA from Saccoglossus kowalevskii, 916 nucleotides. Its product is annotated as thiol S-methyltransferase TMT1A-like. Lineage: Eukaryota; Metazoa; Hemichordata; Enteropneusta; Harrimaniidae. The record is from RefSeq and is a predicted model, not a curated record. Gene Ontology annotation, molecular function: S-adenosylmethionine-dependent methyltransferase activity.